This is a messenger RNA of Cuculus canorus (common cuckoo), 8395 nucleotides long. It is a transcript of the gene CDAN1, whose product is annotated as codanin 1. Lineage: Eukaryota; Metazoa; Chordata; Aves; Cuculiformes; Cuculidae. The record is from RefSeq and is a predicted model, not a curated record. Gene Ontology annotation, biological process: chromatin organization. Bases 50 to 4015 code for a protein of 1321 amino acids. Gene Ontology annotation, cellular component: nucleus. The transcript is spliced from 28 exons.
CCCGCCCCCGCGCGGCGGUGCGCGUGCUCGGCGGCGGCCGCGGCCGGGCAUGGCGGCUGUUUUGGAGCUGCUGCUGCUGGAGGAGGUGGCGGUCAGCGCCGUGCUGCGGUGGCUCCGGCACGGCCCCGGCUCGGCUGAGGAGAACCACAUCCAUGAUAAGUUGAUAUCUCUUAGUUUGCUUCGGAAAGACUUUGUGCCUUUUCUGCUAAAUUUUUUAAGGGAGCAGACCAGUCAGAUCCUGACGAAUGGACCUUCUACUCCUGCUAAAACUCCGAAUUCCAAGGCCCACAGGAGCCAAAGGACAGGAUCAGAAAGGAGGGCAGGCCAUGCAACUGGCAGCCGAGUGCAGCUCUUUCCCCAGAGGACUUCAGUGACCACCUGUACUACAGAUACCAGCUUUUCUUGUACUGUGGCAUCCAGUGGCUCCUCUUCCUUUUCUGGGUCAAGCCUGUCCAGCCCUUGCAGUCAAUUCCCUAGCAUGGUCUCCAGCAGCAGCCCAAGCUUUGAUUACAGCCCGGUGCUUAACCACGGUGAGAAGCGGUCAUCUCAGAAGGCCAGCUUGGGAAGCUUCCUUACAGCCACGCCUGAAGCCCUGCCAGCUAGACGAGGUAGAAGGAAAGGCAACAGCUCAGUCAGUGCCUCUGGCCGGCAAGUAGCUCGGGAUCUGGGGCGCUCCCCUGCUGAAGAGGAAGAUGGAAAGAAUGAGAGUGUAUCAUGGAGUGGAGGGAGAAGGAAGCGGAGUGAAGUGCCUGUUGUUUCUUCCAGAUCCCCACCUAGCCAGCUAAAUCUUAACAACUUGGAGGAGUUUCCACCCAUGGGUGCUGCCUCUGGCUGGACAACCAAAAGCAAACCAUCAAGGCGAAUCAACCCAACUCCCGUAAGUGCUGAGCGCCCCCUCUCAAAACCAAAGAUGUGCUUCACUUCUACGCCUGUCAGCCAGUCUCCAGCUGCUCGAUUUUCAUCUGGAUCAAACCUUGAGGCUUUUACUGCUGUCCAGGAGGGAAACCUUACAUCUGUGAUAAGCAAGAGCCUUCAAGAGGAGAGGGAGAUGCUAAAGAAAGAAAGAUGCAAAUUGCUGCACCAGUCAUCUUCGCCUGCAGGGACAUCUCUUGACCCUGGCACUCCUCCUAAGCUUGGCUACGGUCGCAGUGUUAACCUUCCUGCUGAAAGCCAUCUGGUGACCUGUGCAAAUCCUACUAAGGUUUCCUGCAAAAAACAAUUGGAGUGUCUGGCACAGCUCUAUUCAUCAUGUAUAGCAGAAAACCUGGUACCAAAUAUUUUUCUGGAGCUCUUUUUUGUUCUGCAGCUGCUAACAUCUAAAGGCACUUCUGCUGCAGAAGAUGGUGAUAGUGACCUUGAAGUCAAUGAAGGAAGUAAAGAUGUAUCAGGAAGACAGCAUUUCCGAAGUGUGCACAAUUGUGUUUAUUUUGCUGUUCAAGUCUUGGAUUAUCAGUAUGAAAUUAUUUCCCGUUUAGAAAAGGGGACACUGAAGCUCUUGGCUGAAAAUGAACGAAUUGCAUCUUUUUCUCCCACCUUGCACGAGAGGCUCAAGCAGGCUUAUGAAAGCAGCACAGCCAAGGUGUCUCUCCUGCUGCCAUGCUCUGUACAAUCUGUUUCUUUCCAGCCAGAAACUGACAAUCGCUCUAACUUUCCCAGUGAUAGAGCAUUUCACAUAUUUAAGAAGCAAAGGGAUAUAUUUUAUGAACUGCUGCGUGAAUGGGAGGAUAAUCAUGAAAAAACUGGCUGGGACUUUGAAAGAGUUCUGGGCAACAAGAUCAGGGCUAUGAUGGCUCACCUGUCUGCAACCUGCAACCACAGCCAUUUUGCCAGACUCUUUCAGAAACAGCUUAUCCAGAUGUGUAAAGGUCCUGUUGGAGGUGGUGCAAGCUGCGGAGACACCCCAGACCAGGAUGUCCUUAAUAUGCUGGGUUCUGAUAAUCUGAGCCGUCUAAAGAGGCUGCAGGAAAGAUUUGUUGUUUCUCAGAGCAUCAGAGGACCUUGUCCACCUCCUUCCUUCCCAGGGUGCCAGCAGUUCUUCAGGGACUUCAUCCUCAGUGCAGGAAGUUACCAGUUCAAUCAGCACCUGAUGGAUAGUCUGUGCCUGAAGAUACUCGAACUGAAUGGCCUUACUCUAGUGGAACAUGAGCAUAGUGAUGGGGAAGCAGAUAUGGAUGAACAGGAUGAAAAGAAGCGUUUCACUGUGGUCCUGUUAAGCCUACGACUUCUCGCCAAGUUCCUGGGGUUUCUUGUUUUCUUGCCAUAUCGCACUGUGGAGCAGCCAACUAGAGACUUGCAAGACUCUGCAGUAGCGUUAAGAAACCAAACCCUGCCAGUGCUGGAUGUAUUGAAGCUUCUUAGACAAUCUAUUCGGGAUCAACGUUCUAUCCUCACUAUUCCUUGGAUUGUGGAGUACCUUUCCCUUGUGGAUCAUAUUGCUCCUUUCCUUGAUUACUACAGGAAAGUAUUUUGUCUCUUGCUACAGGUAUACAGGUUAAUGGUCCUUUCUGAAGAUAAGGAGAUGAGUUUCCUGAACAAGCUGCUGAUCCUUGCAGUUCUGGGUUGGCUUUUUCAGGUUCCAUCAGUCCCUGAAGAGUUGUUUUUCACCCCUGAUGUCAGGCAGGAGGGACUGAUGCUGGAUACUGUGACAUCUGCUCAGGCUUUGGAUUCUGUACCUUUGGUGGAUCAGCAGUUACUUUAUACCUGCUGUCCCUAUCUUGGUGAGCUGCGGAAACUACUUGCUUUUUUUGUGGCUGGUAGUGGAGCGAAAAAUGGUGGCUUUAUGAGGAAAAUCACUCCCACAGCUGCAGAGUCUUUGGCACCCAAGGUUUCUGUCACACAGCGGAAACUGCAGGUAGAGUUGGAACAGGCCUUCUUCCACAACCAGCCUCCAUCCUUACGGAGAACAGUUGAAUUUGUGGCAGAGAGGGUGGGAUCCAACUGUGUUAAGCACAUCAAGGCAACACUGGUAGCAGAGUUGGUUCAAAGGGCUGAAGUCAUGUUGCAGGAUCAAGUGAAGGAGGAAGAUGGUAAUCAUGACAAGCUGCUUGAAGAGGUGUGCACUCAUCUGUAUAAGGAAGGGGCCCAGGCACUCAUCAAAGGCAGAGAAUUUUGCAAAAAGAAAGGUCCUGAGGCAGUAAGGGUGUUAUUGCCAGAAGAGACAUCUGCAGCAGUUUUAAGGAGUGCAGAAGACAUUGCAGUGGAACUGGCUACUGAGAAAGCCUGUGGCUGGCUUUCUACGAACAUUGCAGCACUCAUCAAAAGAGAAGUGAAGGCAACUUUCAACAGAAUGCUGAAAGUCCCAGGACUUCCCUUGCCCAGUGAGGAUGCUCUGGAGUUGAGAAAGGACUGCCCUCCAGGCUGUCAGCAUUGUGCUCCAUUUCCCUCCCAAAUCAUCAACGAAAUUAAGGAUGUACUCUGUGUUGCCGUGGGCCCACGAGAUGAGGGUGAAGUGAUUGACUACGCUUGGCUGGAGUGCUUGCUAGGAAGGUUGAGUGAAACACUUCGUUGCAGAAAGUUCAUGUGUCCCACAUCAGAACAGCAGCUGGCGAAGUGCACAGUUGAGUUGGCUUCCUUGUUGGUUUCAGACAGCGUUCCUCUGAGUCUCGGGAUGAAGUCCCUAGAGAAGAGCUCUGAGAGGCUGCAUAUAAAGAAUAAUCCCAUCUAUGGCCUUCUAAAACUGCUGCUUUCUGUCUGGAAGGAGGACUUUGGGACACCUGUACCUGUGGAGCUCAUGUUCAGCAAGAAGAACAUCAGUUACCUUGCUGAAGUUAAGCAGCGAGAGUGGAGUUUGUUCCUUUUUAUGCUUCGUGGUCUUGUAGAACAUGAACUAAUGAGGACCAAUGAAAUAGAGAGUUGCUUGCAUAGCCUUGAACAGCUCCCUUGGCCCUCGGAUUUCUUAAAAGAACUGGAAUUGCUUUCCAGAGUAUUUAUAUCAGAACAUCAUAUAGAAGAGCCCAGGAUUAAGCCUUGUGACCUGACCCGACAAUCUCUAGGUACCAUGACAGCACAAAGUUAGUGGAGGUCAGUUUGUGCAAAACCUGCAAUGAUCUUUCUGUUCAUGGAUGUUUUGCCAUGGUGACUGUGCUGAUGGAUCUCCAAGUCAAAAGUCCUUUAAGCACCUUGAUUGUGGCUCAGAGCAGCCAUUUUUCAGACUCAGAAACACUUUUCUUAUUUGUGCAGCAACAGGCCGUGACCAAACCCAGGAAUCAUUUCAAGUGGGCAGGUUAGUUUGUGACAGAAAGAUGGUUUCCCGGAUGGCUGUAUGUUCUCUUAACUCAAUGUGAUUUCUCAUGCUGUUUUUUAACAGUCUGUACUGUCAGGGGAGGUAAAAGUGAACCUGUAUGACAGGGAGAAUGAGCCUAUAUUUAUUUUUCAUUGUAAGCUCAAUUUUAAAGGUUUGAUUCUAAAUUUUUUAAGACUCAUUUUAAAAGUUAAACCAUAUUAAAUAUAUCUACCAGAACAUUGAUGGCAUCAUUCUUAAAAAAUGUAGACGCUUAAGUGUUUUUCUGUUUCUUGUUGGAAACAGAACUUGUAAUUUCUUCAGGUUUUUAAUAGAAGUAAGGGAGAAAAUAUCUGCUAUAUUUUUUACUGAAGAGACAGUAUUUUUAAGACAUCUUUUAUAGUAUGUGAACAUAAAUGGCAUCUGGCUGCUAUUCAUUGUUUUCCUUCUUGCCUUGAGUUUGGUUUUUAUCAGACAGGAAGUGCCGCAGCAAGAAAACUACAAGAAAAAGCCUGGAAGAGCAGACAGAAAAGUAGUGAAAAAGCACUGUGACAUCCCCUGGAGAGUUGGUUUUGAGAGGAAUCCUUUUCAUGGAGAACAGUGGGUGUUUUCUGCCUACCAAGGCUGUGACCUUCUGUUCACCCUCCCAAGUAUUUCCUUAAACUUAAGGGACCGCUGGUAGCUAGUGGAAUAUGAUUAGGUGUUCAUUUGCUGUCUCAUGGGAUUUUCAUGCCCUGUAUCAGUGAGGAUAUUAUUUCCUUUUGCCUAGGAGUGUGCUAUUAGUGCAGGUUAUUUUUCAGAAAGCAAAUACUGUGUUAUGUAAGGACAGCAUCUGGGCAAAGUGAAGCCCAGGGUUUUUUAGGUUGCUGAUUAACUUACCUCUUCCUUCUGCAAAGCGAGGAAAGGUAACAUCUUGGAGUCAGUGAAAAAAACGCAGGAAAGAACUGAAAAAAGAAAAACCACAAACAGACCUAAUUAAAUAGACCUGUGGCUUCCGUUAAAAUAUAUCUGCUACAGAGAGAGAGACAGAAACCAUAGAGAAACAUCAGUGUCUGAACUGUACUGAGAUUUUUCUCGUUUACCAAGCACUGCAUUGAAAGAUUUGGCAUGUUCAAUCUGCAUACCUUAUUUUAGGGGUUUGCUGAUGUGCUUGAAGCAGAGGGUCCCUAGAAGUAGGUGAUGGUAAUGUGAAUUGGAAUAGCGAAUAUACCAUAUCUUACCAUACCUGCUCCCCAAGCCUGAGUAUUAUGUGACAUUUUGCUGCAGAUCUCAUUUGAAGCUGUUGUUUGACAUAAUAAACAUGAUUAAAUGUCCUGGUUUGUGUUCCAGCUGUUGAUGUAUAUAUAACCUCUUUGUACCGGAGAGAGUGCAGUAAUCUCUCCUGUCUGACCUGCUGUUGCUUUGCUUAUACUGAAAUGCAACUACUUCAUUAUAGAAAGGGGGAGGAGGGUGGAAGGGGGAAGAAGGUGGAAUCCACAAUGGUUUAAAAGGUGCUCUUUGCUCUGCAACCAACUUUAGUUUGGUAUUCUAAAACUGUUGCAUCGAUACCAUUGCCACAGCUGUUUUCAUGAACUCAACAUACCUGAAUUAUUCUUCUUUCAUACAAUGUGCUUGGAAAUAUUUAUUUAAAAGGUAACCAGCCUCCAGGAGCAGUUUACCACUUCCAGAGAGCACAGGUGUGCCCCACUAGGCAGAAAGCAGUCAGUUCUUCAGUGGGAACCAGCCAGUAAGAAAUGCCUGUUUCCAUGUUUUUAUGUCUUAAUGCAGUUCCUGUAGUUUCUGGGCAUCCCACAGUACUCAGCCUUGGUUGCUCUAUAAAGCGCCAUACCCAACUUUGUAACUAAACCUUAGGAACAACUAUAUAGCCUGCUGUUUUCUGCAUAGAGUUACUCAGGACCAUUCUCCUGAGGAUGUUGGACUCUGUGGGCUUACUGGGCAGGCAGCCUCCUCCCACUGUGAAUGUUUCAAGCGUUGUACCCAUUGCCUGUGUGCUGCCUCUAGUUGUAGUGCAAGUAACACUGCAAGGAGGAGAGCAGCAGCGAGAAAGGAGCUCAGGGCAAGCUAGGGCAGAGUGUGUGGCCUUCCUUCUGUCAGUCUUUCCUACUGCAAACUUGCAACUCUCAAAAAAAAAAAAAAAAGAGGAAAAGUGGCAUAUAUUAACUUGCUUCUGGAUGUGCAGGUCAGAGGAGCUGUAUAAAUGGAUUUGGGAAGAAGCUUCAGCCAGUGCCUUGUUUCAAAACAAAAAACCCUUUUGCUUGGACAAGGCACUGCGUCACAGAAAUCUAAUUUAAGGAGUGACUGGCUUCUUGACUCUUGUGCCACUAAUCCAUAUUCCAUGCACAUUCCUCGGCAAGUAAGUAGGAGCUGCAUCUUUUUUGAAGUCCUGCAUCUUUUACAGCAAGCUAGCCCUUGUUAUCUCUCCACCCAGUAUAGCUCCAUAGAUGGGUAUCUUACCAGGAGCAAAAUAAUAGAUAUAAAAUAAUAAAAUAUAUAUAAAAUAAAAUUUAAAUAAAAAUAUAAUACAGGACACAUUUUCUUGUGUAGAAAAUACUGUUUAUUGUGGAUAUGAAAAUAGCAAUCUUGAUUUAGAGCAAAGAUGCAACAGUCAGUGGUACAAUACAAUCGGUUUGAUUAUCUACUGCUCAACAGUAACUUACAGGAGGUUGGGUUUUGCCUGUUGUAGUUUAACAAAUUGGAUAUCUGCUGGGAUUUUAUUCCAUCCUUCCAAACAAACCAAUGCCGUUCAUUAACAGGUACCAUAAAAUGUUAUAUUUGCAAAAGAAAACAUUCAUAUAAAUAGGCUUUUUAGUAUCAAUUGCAGAUUGUAGUAAAAAAAAAGUUACAUUAAUUCAAUACCAAUAAAAAUAAAACUUAGUUUUGAUAGCAUAUAAAACCACUUCAAAACAAGCAUCUAUAAAUAACUUAAUUUGUAAACAUAGAAAAAAUCUUAUGUAUAUAUAAAAAUAAACAUCUGAUGCACUGUACAAGAAGACAUUAUCCUUCAUAGGCACUGGCAUCAUUGAUCAACAGGAUUCCCCCAGAUGUUUUUCCUACAAAAACUGCUUUAUCACUAGUGCCGUGUCCAAAAUAAAAGGGGAAAAAAAAGCAAAGCACUGAGCAAAUCUGUGGAGUGUAUGAAGACCUCCCUUGCCUCCUCCAGAAAUCCAUGGCAGCGGUACUUGGGACAGAGCCAAUACAUUGUGAUGCUGUUUCUGCUCAUGUUUUCCGAGGGCUUUUAUUUACUGCCUUGUUUGCACUUCCUUUCUUGGUUUCCAUUAAAAAGGAGGGGCUGUAUAAUAGGUUGCAACUCUGGAAAUCUGUCUGUUUGCUCAGUUGUGGAAAACUUUGUGAGGGGUUGCCCCUUUCUUUCCUUGAAGAGCUAUGGAAGAUGCAUGACACUUGAAGUGAACCAUGCCAUGAUUCAGUUUGGCAGGCUUCUAGGAGAAGGCUGAGCCUCACCAAAAGGGAACAGUAAUAUAUUGGUGUUAGGAUUGUAACCAUGACCAUCUAAAGUCAAAACAAAGCAAAGUUGUAAGUGAAAGGUUUUGUUAUCCUACAUGGUGUAGUUUAUUGGGGAGAAAGCCUUGGGCUGGUAUCUCUCAAAACUGCUAUUCUCUUAAAUAUCAAUUUUAAAUAGCUAUUACCUUUUCUUUUAAAACUUAGUGCCUAUUAACAGGAAGCAACAUAGAAGCUGAGAGCCAAAAUUGCACCUGUGCAAAGAUAUAGUAAAAGUAGAUCUUUGCUCUUGAACUUAAAGGUGGAAAGAGCAGCUAACUUCACUGUACGCUGGGAAAAUGUAUCUUUUACUGAAAGUAACUGUGUUACAGUAGCAGAUGCUGAGUCUAGUAAGGUGGAUGCUUGAAUAAAUAUUUCUCAGUUGACAAAGCAAGAGGUUCUUGAACAAAGUGGGUUUUUUGAGCUACAGAAGGCAUAUCAUAGGAGCUUUUAUUGCUUGGAAAAGAUAUCUACAGUGAUUUGUAACCAACUGUUGUGCUGAAGAACUACAUGAAGUUAUUCAGAUAUUUGUGUUGGUUGUGUUUAUGGUUAAUUUUAGGAAUGUGUGACCAGACUUGGAAGUGUGUUACACAAACACAUAAAGGCUGACAGGAGGAUUGUUGGACAAAGUUCAACAGAAAUACCAUGAGGUAACCAAAUGGGAAGAGUUGGUAUUCACUG